Messenger RNA from Vicugna pacos (alpaca), 6582 nucleotides. RefSeq names its product gap junction protein alpha 10 (gene GJA10). Gene Ontology annotation, cellular component: connexin complex. Gene Ontology annotation, biological process: cell-cell signaling. Gene Ontology annotation, molecular function: gap junction channel activity. The record is from RefSeq and is a predicted model, not a curated record. NCBI's taxonomy places the organism in Eukaryota, Metazoa, Chordata, Mammalia, Artiodactyla, Camelidae.
UCAUCAGAGAAAACCAGUUGCCUUUGCCUGCUUUCUCACAGCAGGUACUGGGUACGGUGAACAGUGCUGCAGGUACCCUCACAGACAAAAUCAGGGCAGCACAGAAACUCCUUUUGGGUGAAGAUUGGAGAAAACAGGCAUUAGUCUCUUACCAUGGGGGACUGGAAUUUAUUGGGUGGCAUCCUAGAGGAAGUUCACUCCCACUCAACCAUAGUGGGGAAAAUCUGGCUGACCAUCCUCUUCAUUUUCCGAAUGCUGAUUCUUGGUGUGGCUGCUGAAGAUGUCUGGGAUGAUGAACAGUCAGCAUUUGCUUGCAAUACCCAGCAGCCAGGUUGCAAUACUGUCUGCUAUGAUGAUGCUUUCCCUAUCUCUUUGAUCAGGUUCUGGGUUUUACAGAUCAUCUUCGUGUCUUCUCCCUCUCUGGUAUAUAUGGGUCAUGCACUUUAUAGACUCAGAGCCUUUGAAAAAGAGAGACAGAGGAAAAAGUCACAGCUUACAGCCCAAAUGGAGAAUCCAGAGCUUGAAUUGGAGGAGCAACAGAGGAUAGAUAGAGAACUAAGGAAGUUAGAGGAGCAGAAGAGGAUCCAAAAAGUCCCUCUAAAAGGAUGUCUGCUGCGAACUUAUGUCUUACACAUCUUGACCAGAUCUGUGCUGGAAGUAGGGUUCAUGAUAGGCCAAUAUAUUCUCUAUGGGUUUCAAAUGCACCCCCUUUACAAAUGCACUCAACCUCCUUGCCCCAACGCAGUGGAUUGCUUUGUAUCCAGGCCCACAGAGAAGACCAUUUUCAUGCUCUUUAUGUACAGCAUUGCAUCCAUCUCUUUGUUCCUCAACGUACUGGAAAUAUUUCAUCUGGGGAUCAGGAAAAUCAUGAGGGCACUUUAUGAUAAAUCCAGCAGUGGGGACAUUGAGGAUGAAAGAGGACAUCCAUUCCAUUUGAAAAAAUAUUCAGUGGCCAAGAAGUGUAUGAUUUGCUCUCCCUUCCCUGAAAGAAUCUCUCUACUUCAAGCCAACAAUCAACAGCAAGUCAUCCGAGUCAAUGUACCGAAGUCUAAAACCACGUGGCAAGUUGAGACCAGCCAAGUUGAAGUAGACCCUUGCUGUAGUAAGAAAGACUGGGCUGAGAAGGAUCAGCACAGCGGACAGCUCCAUGUCCACAGCCCAUGUCCCUGGGAAAAUGGUGCUAGAAUUCAGCACCAGGGACAGCAACCAGACCGUUCUUCCUUUGGCCUGCAGAAUGCAAUGCCCCAGUCCUGGCUAGGUACAGCAAUGGCUCCUAGACAUUGUCAAUCACAUACAACAGGACCGUGGGAGCAACCCCAGAACCGGCAACUCUCAGGGGAGCCUCUCACAGAUUUGCACAGUCACUGCAGACACGGCAAUGGCAGCACAAGAGAGGGCAAGGUCUGGACAGACAGAUCUUGCCCGGGCAGUCGCAAGGCCAGCUUUCUGUCCAGAUUGCUGUCUGAAAAGGGGCAGCUGUACAGUGACUCAGGAAGCUCCAGUUCUCGAAAUAGCUCUUGUUUGGGCUUUCCACAUCGGGAAAACAGCCCCUCGCUUCUGCCUCCAGCCACUGGGCGCAGAACAUCAAUGAAUAUGCUUCUAGAACUUUCAUCUAUUAUGAAAAAAUAAUGCAUGCAUGAAGUCAGAAUAUUGGACCCAGGAGCAGCGGGCAUCUGUGAGAAAAGUUGUGUGUUUGUCAGCCCAAACUACAGGAGGAAAUGCAGGCACCAUCUGCUCCAGAGCCACCGGCCAGGUGAUGGCUAUGCACUGGGGGAUCCCAGCUGGGCUCUCUGACUACUGGGGACAGCCUCUCACUGCCCGGCUUGGCCACGCUGCCUGAGGCCAGCCUGACACCAGGGAAGCAGUCCACACCAUCAGAGAAAUUCUUGGGGGCAAGAACUGCUGCCCAAGGGGAGUGGGGGAAGAGUGGGAUGUGCUGCCUUCUCUGCCAGCAGCCCGCUCUGCAGCAGCAGCAGACCUUGAACAUGGAUCCAGAGCAUGCCAGGAGUUCUGCCAGCAACGUGGGCUCAACAUGCUUCCUGUCUGUACAGGGGAGGUUGGUGAGGAGCUUUUUAUUUUAUUCCUCUCAUCAGCUCAUUUAUUUCUUGGGGAUGAAGCAGCUGGAUGUUUUUGUUCUUAAGAUUCCUUGCUGUAAAAUAUUGCUUACAACAUUGGCCAACACUCCCAUCGCAUGGCUUUAUCCUUCUGCUGCGAUCCAGCGACAUCAGUGGUGAUGCCAUGACUGUGGGCCAACAGGUGCCGGUGGGAUUGCGUUCUGGACUUCCAGGGGAGGGACUCAAACUGGCACUGCUUCCUCACCUUCAGUGCCCUCCCAGUUGUCCUGAGCCAUCCAGGGGAAGUGCACCAAAAAGUGCUUAACACUUCUUCUAGAGCACAGAGGCAGGGGGGCUGUGUGAUGUGUACUAACUAUCCAAUCUGUAUGGCUGGUUGGCUGGUUGUUACUGUCCAAGUUCUGAGAGUCAUAAAGGUGGGUUCAGUUCCCAUGGGAGAAGCCACUUAGCUCCUGCAUCCUGCAUCCUCCAUCUCAUGGCCAGAUUCCCCUAUCCCUGGCCACACACCUUGUUUAAUAAACGCUUCAAAUUAUUAGGAGAGUCAGUUCAGUCCAAACACACAAAGCUCUGUGUCAUCUAUAUCCUAUUUUAUCCUUUUACCUUUAUCCUGAGAUAAAAUCCAAAUUCCUUAGGCUGGCACGUAAAGCCUUCACAGGCUGGUCCCUGCCUCAUGUUUGUUCCCUACCUGUCCCCUAACACAGCUGCUUACUGAGUAAAGCAGAUUGCCCUCCCAAUGUUGGGGGCCUGCACAGAAUAAAGAUAGAGGAAGGAUGAAUUUGUUCUCUCUCUCUUUGAUCUGGGAUAUCAAUGUUCUGCCUUUGAACUGAUACUUACAUCAUUAGCUCUAUAGUUCUCAGAACUAUACCUCCAGCUUUCCUGAGCCUCUAGCUUGCAAAAGGUAGAUUUUGGGGACUUCUUAACCUUCAUAAUUGUGUGAGCCAAUCAAUCAAUCAUAUCUAUAUCUAUCUGUCUAUAAAAUCUAUUGUGUCUGUCUCUCUGGAGAACCCUAAUACCCUGGGAUGUUGCAGAAGGGAGCCCAGUACUGGUUGAAGCUGGUCAUGCUCCCAGCCCAAAUGGCUCCUGAGUCUUCUCUGUUCCCACUUGCAAAGGUGGAAAUGAGGUGUGGAGAUAUGAAAAGGUGUGUGAUCUUUCCUGCAGUGAGUUGGUGGAAGAGCCAGUGAAGACCAGGUAGAUGAAAAUGACUCCAGGCCCAAGCCCAAAUAGGUACCAUUUUAAGGGCAUACCAUAUUCCAGCUGCUUAAGACACAUCACCCUGUCAUUUCUUUAGCUCUUUAUUCUGUGAAUUCUGUUGAUUGUCAACCCUAUGCUAGACAUGGAGCAGGGCGCUGGCUCAAUAAGUAAGCACCGUUCCCUGCCCUAAGACAUUUUACUGAAUGACAAGUAAUUUACCUCAAAACUUGGGAGCUUCAUGGAGGGGAUAUCAACCCAGUGGGGUGGAAGGGAGAGGAGUGCUUUUUAGAGGUAGAAUACCUGAAUUGUUUCUUAGAAACUGCAGGAAUCUGAGGUGCCGGUAGGGUCUCUAGCCUCCAGGGGCAGGUCCUGCACCGUUGACUGGUGCGGAAAUAAAACAAAAUCUAGGGAUUUGAACUUGAUGCCUAGACCUUUCCUCCUGUUUGUCCAUUUUAACAGCUUGCAACUGUCAUAACAAUUUAUUGCAUUUUAAAUUUUUCACAAAGACCCCAUUUGGGAGAAUGUGUUCUGGAAGGAUACUGGCUUCCUAGAUUCUCCCCCAACCACCUUCGCUUCUGAAGAGAAGUCAAUCAGCCAGAUAGCGUUCCAUGUAGUGGAAACAGGGAAAGAGUGGAGGGUGUGCAACCACAAGGCAUUCGUUGUUGCUAGAGCAUAAAGUGCAAGGUGAGGCUGGAGAGGGAGGCCAGGGUCAGACCUUGAAGGGCCAUAUAUAUGUCAAAGAGUUUGGAAUUUAUCUUUAGAUAAUGAGGCCUGGGGAACCACCGAAGGGUUUUAAGCUUGGGGUGGUUGUGAUCUGAUUUGCUUUAGUAAGAUCUGUUGGCCAUGAGAAGGAGGAUUUUGAGAUGCUGUUUCAGUGAUCCAGGCUGGAGAAGUUGAGGCCCUGAGGGAGAUGGUAGGUAGGCUAAGGGAUUAAGUUUAGAAUAUUUUAGAGAUUAAAAUCAACAAAAUUUAGCAAUUGAUUGGGUACUGGUUUUAAGCAUGAGUGCUUGCUUACGGCAUUCAUCAAAAAAUAUUUAUUGAGCACAUAGCAUAUAUUCCUCAAAAAUAACUAAAGAUUUUCUGCAAAAAUAUCUCCUAGAAAAGAGUGACCUUAUUGUUACUAGUACUCUUUUAAAUACACAUUGAGUAUAAAGUAGUGAUCGGUUUUAAAAUGUUUGUUUGCAAAGACCUCACUGCCAAUUUUGGUAUGCUUACAGAAGCCAGUUGAAGGGGUCAGUAUUUUUUUUUAAGGAAACAAAGUACUGUAACACAGUCCCAUGCUUUAUGGAGUCUGAACUCACAAUUGCAAGCAAAUGUUGCUAAAGUAAUUUCUGAAGAAGAUGGCCAUGUAGUCUAUGAGGUGAAGUGUUAAGGAAAAAAUAAGUACAGCGAAAGAAUGGGGGAAAAUUACGUAUAUUUGCUUGUUUUUGCAUAACAAAUGCUUGAAGGAUAAAUUAGAAACUAAUAAAAAGGAUAUCUAAUGAGGGAAGUAGACUGGCUUGAAGUCACCAUUUAAGUAUUUUGAUAUGCAAAUGUGCAUGGCUUUUCUUCCUUUUUUAAUAGCAGCCUUAUUGAGUUACAAUUCACAUACCAUGUGUUUCACCUAUUUAAAGUGUUGAGUUUGUCUUUUAUAACCUUUUGCUUUUGAACUAUGGAAGUGUUUCAUUUAUUAAGAGACUGAAUUAAAUUAGAAAAAAAUGCUAAAAUGGAAAAAUGAAACUAAAUAUGUAAAAAAGAGAAAUAUAGCCACACAGUCGAAAUAAUUAUUUUAGGUGACAUUGAACACACUGUUCUGACUGCACAUCAUUAGUAGGAUAUAUUCUAAGGACAAAAAGAACUGCAAAGAUACCUUAUACUUCAUGCAGUAGUUUUAAUAUUGGUAUUAACAUCGUAAUUUUCAAACUAUUUUAUGUAUAUUGUAGGAUAAAGACAUAUAUAAUGUUAGUUUUUUAGGAAUUAAGAUAUUUAGUGAAAGAGAAAAGAGCUCCAAACAUAUAGUCAAAAAAAUUAGGGGCAAACUCCUAUACUAUUUUAUGUGAAUUGGAAAUGGCAUCAUGAGCUUAUAAUUUUUAAAAACACAUGUUCCUUAUUUCUGUUCCUUAAAGGGUCUGGAAGCAAUGAUACCCCAGCAGCAAUUUGUUAGCACACCUAAGACCCAGAUCAGGAUCUCUAAAUAUUAUUUCCCACUGACAGGGAGAUCUCCCACUGGGACUCCCCAUUGUCUGAACAGUUCAGCUCCUAAGAGCAGAGAAGCAGGAUGAAGAAGGAGGGGAAGUAUAUCUAAGGGAACAAGUAAGUGUGAGACACUCAAUAUUCUGAAUGUGGAUAAGUGGCUAGGGUUAACAUUUCCUGUGAUAGCAUUAUAUAUAGUUUAAAAAAAUUCUCUUACUCAAAUAAUUUAUAUGAAAGUGCUCUGGAAAAUUCUGUUAGGAAUCUCAAAAAGUGGAUCUGGUUGUGGAAAAUAAGGAUGACUACAAAGUACAUGCUAUUGAGAAGUGGAGUCUAAUUUCCAGUCCCUUGAAUCUGGGCUAGCUUUAGUGACUUGCUUGGCUAUAGAAUGCAAGCACAGUGAUGUUCUAGGACUUCCAAAUCUUUGCAGUUUCUAUCCAAACUUCUUGGAUCUCUGUCUCUCUCUCUCCUUCUCUCCCUCUUUCUCUCCCUCUCUCUCUUCUCAACCCCAGGCUGCCACGUAGGCAUUCCAGCUUACAGAUCCAGCUAGGCACAGCCUUCUAGCCAUCCCUGCCAAGACACAAGAUGUGUGAGUGAACCCAUCUUGGACCCUCCAGACCAGGCCAUCUACUAGCUCAGUACCACUGAAUGCCUCAGACAACAUCUCAUGGAACAGAUGAGCUGCCACCUGACCCCUAAAUUGUGAAAUAUUGUAAAAAUGGUUGGUGUUUUAAGUCAUUAUAUUUUAAGGUAGUAACUUGUUACACGAAAUGAAAUCACUGGAACAGUAGUGGUAAUGACAGAACAAAAUAAUGUAGUUUUAUUAAAGUUGUUACAUGAAAUAUGAGAAUGGGAAGCCAGAAGAAGACAUUAAUGUUUGAUGAACUUAAAUUAAUAAUCACUCCCACUUACAGAGUAUAGUUAAUUAAAUUCCCUUCAAUAUUUUAAACUCCAUUUAUAAAUGUAAUGCAUUUGAUUUGUUUUUCAAACACUUCAUAUUUCUAGGACAAACACAAAAACCCUGACAAGUAAAACAUUCCUAACUACCUAAACAUGUAGUAAAUCCUCAAGUUCUCUCACACAUUUUAAUAUUUUUUACAUUAGUCAACUUCUUUUAUUUUUCAACCUAAAAUCAAAGGUCUAUGAAUAC